AUGUCUUUAGACGCUAUAAGAAAUACUGAGCAAAUAAACGCCGCUAUUAAAAUUAUAGAAAAUAAAAUAGAACGUCCGGAAUCAUCCGCAACCUCCAUAGAGUCCAAGUCUACCGCUGCUACUGCUGCUGCUGCUGCUACUGCUGCUAAUGCUACUACUGCCUCCACACAAGCUUCCAGAGACCUCACGCAGUACACCCUUGAUGACGGAAGAACCGUAUCGACAGACCGCAGAAUAAUGAGUAAGGUCCCCGCCAUCACGUCGCAUAUCCCGACGGAUGAAGAGCUGUUCCAACCGGAUGGGAUACCUCGCCACGAAUUCCUAAAAGACCACUUCAAGCGCGAGGGCAAACUGUCCAUCGCGCAAGCGGCCAAGAUCAUCACCCUCGCUACAGAACUCUUCAGUAAAGAACCCAACCUUAUAUCCGUCCCAGCCCCAAUCACGGUCUGUGGUGACAUUCAUGGCCAGUUCUUCGAUCUUCUGAAGUUGUUCGAAGUCGGCGGUGACCCGGUCACGACAUCGUAUCUGUUCUUAGGAGAUUACGUUGAUAGAGGAUCCUUUUCGUUUGAAUGUCUUAUUUACUUAUAUUCUUUGAAAUUGAACUUUAACGACCAUUUUUGGCUACUAAGAGGGAACCAUGAAUGUAAACAUUUGACUUCGUAUUUCACCUUCAAGAAUGAAAUGCUGCACAAAUAUAAUCUAGAUAUCUACGAAAAAUGCUGCGAAUCGUUCAACAACCUACCUUUAGCAGCACUGAUGAAUGGACAGUAUCUCUGUGUUCACGGUGGUAUCUCCCCUGAGUUAAACUCUCUACAAGAUAUCAACAACUUGAACAGGUUUAGAGAGAUUCCUUCGCAUGGACUGAUGUGUGAUCUGUUGUGGGCUGACCCGAUUGAAGAGUACGACGAAGUUAUGGAUAAAGACCUGACCGAGGAAGAUAUUGUGAACUCCAAGACAAUGGUCCCUCACCACGGUAAGAUGGCCCCUCCAAGGGACAUGUUUGUUCCAAACUCGGUGAGAGGCUGUUCGUAUGCCUUCACGUAUCGCGCUGCAUGUCAUUUCCUACAAGAAACCGGUCUAUUAUCCAUCAUCAGGGCGCACGAGGCUCAAGACGCCGGAUAUAGAAUGUACAAGAAUACCAAGACUUUGGGCUUCCCUUCUCUUUUGACCCUUUUCAGCGCUCCAAACUACUUGGACACCUACAACAAUAAGGCAGCUAUACUGAAAUAUGAGAACAAUGUUAUGAACAUUAGACAGUUCAACAUGACUCCGCAUCCUUAUUGGUUGCCAGAUUUCAUGGACGUGUUCACGUGGUCCCUGCCAUUUGUUGGCGAAAAGGUUACAGAAAUGCUAGUUGCAAUCCUGAACAUCUGUACUGAAGAUGAACUGGAAGUCGAAACCCCCGUGAUUGAAGAAUUAGUCGGUACUGAUAAAAAAUUGCCGCAGAUAAGCAAAUCGAAGGGGGCUCCACAGACUGCCGCAUCGACUCCCCCCAAGCAUACUUCUAUCUUAGAUAACGAAUAUCGAAGGAAAGCCCUAAGAAAUAAAAUCUUGGCCGUUGCCAAAGUUUCCAGAAUGUAUUCUGUUCUCAGGGAGGAAAACGAUAAAGUCCAGUUCUUGAAAGACCACAAUUCAGGGGUAUUGCCACGUGGUGCUCUGUCUAAUGGCGUAGAAGGUUUAGACGAGGCCUUAUCCACUUUUGAAAGAGCAAGAAAGCAUGAUUUAAUCAAUGAAAAAUUACCGCCUUCAUUGGAUGAACUGAAAAAUGAAAAUAAGAAGUAUUACGAAAAAGUUUGGGAAAAGGUACAUCAACAUGAUGCAACGAAAGAUGAUAAGUAG
Molecule: messenger RNA, 1839 nt
Organism: Saccharomyces kudriavzevii IFO 1802
Lineage: Eukaryota; Fungi; Ascomycota; Saccharomycetes; Saccharomycetales; Saccharomycetaceae
Gene: CMP2
Product: calcineurin catalytic subunit A
Exons: 1
Coding region: 1-1839 (612 amino acids)
Biological process (GO): fungal-type cell wall organization; calcineurin-mediated signaling
Cellular component (GO): cytoplasm; calcineurin complex
Molecular function (GO): calmodulin-dependent protein phosphatase activity; calmodulin binding
Source: RefSeq, a predicted model, not a curated record